UUGUUAACUGAUAGUUAAAUGGUAGUUUUUGUGGUUUCUUAUUAAUUCUCGUAAUAUAUUUAUUAGGAGUAAACCUGCAUAUUCCCGUCAUCUGCCGACCGUACGAAUCACCGACGGAGCCGUGGCGGGAAAUUUGAUUCUAGCGAGCUACGAGAAACUUUCGAGAACCAAAAAAAAAAGAAAGAAAGAAAGAAAGAAAGAAAGAAAAAAAAAAACUAUCGGAUGGAUAAUAGGGAUCGUUGUCGCUGUCGCGUCGUCGAUCGAUCUAAAUUAUAGUAAAUACGUAAGUAAGCACAGUCUACAGUGGAGAGCGAUGUUUUGAAACAACGGUUCCAUGGCAACGUCGACGAAGGACGCGAAAAGGUAGUUUUUAGUCGGUGGUAGAUCGCAUCGCGUUUGGAACGAUGUCGUUGUUCAAGACGAAAGAAUGGUGGCGAACGAGGUGCGGGGCGAACGAAACGUUCGACAGGCACAGCUUGCUGGCAGCGCCGUUGUUUGGAAAGGAGAGGCACGACAUCCUGGUGGUGGGAAGCCACGAUGGUUACCUGAGAAUGUACAAGCCGUCGUCGCAAUGGGUGGACGAGACAAAGUCGCCGACCAACUACAAGUCGACGGACCUGAUGAUCGAGACUCGCUUGGACGAUUGUAUCGUGGACUUGAAGACGGGCAGGUUUGUCUCAGGCUCGCAAGAUUUACGGCUGGCGGUGUUGACGGCCUCCAAGUUGAUGGUGUUUGACGUGGCUCUGGUCGAGGAAUCCAACGAAUACGGCUUGCCUCUGGGGGAUCGUUGCGAGCUGAAGAUCGCCUACGAGCACCGGCUGUCGAGAUUCCCAGCCUCGUUGACGGUGGGACCGUUCGGCGGCGUUCGAGGCAGGGACUUUCUGUGCGUUCAGUGCCUGGACGGGACGCUUCUGUUCUACGAGCAAGAGGUGUUUGCGUUCGUCCAAGCGACGAGGAAUCGAUUGCUGGCCGAGCCGAUCGUGUACGUCCCGCGAUACGAUCUGUUCGUCGCCGCCAGCUCCUCCUGGUGUCUCGAGUGUCACAGGUACCAAAGCAUGGCCGAGUGGUCGAGAAACAAGAAGGAACGGAUCUCCGAAACCGAAAUCGCGAUCGACGCGAACAACGCCAACAAUCUCGAGCCAGAUUCGACGUAUAACGUCGGUGAAGCGGUUCUCGGUAUCCAGGUUGUCACUCUGAGUAGCUUCGAGGUCGGGAUCGUGGUUCUUGGCGAGAGACACCUCUACUGCCUGAGGGACAAUUGCGCGUCGGUCAAGUAUGCCAAGAGGCUCGAGUACAAGCCUCUCUGUUUUCGAGCUUAUGUUAUCGAGCCAGACGGUAAGCUGAUGGUACUGGUGAUCGCCGACACGAGCACUCUGAUGAUCUACGAGGGUAGCACGUUGAGAUGGUCGGCCCAACUGCCGUUCGCGCCGGUCACCGUCGCCAGAGUUCAACUGGAGCACCUGCACGGCGUGAUCGUGAUCUUGUCGGCGGACGGUCGACUGGAAGCCUGCUACCUGGGCUCGGAGCCGAGCUUGUUCGUCGUGCCGCCGCUUCACCCACGGGGUUACGAUUACGCGGCCGCCGAGCGAGAGUUGUCAGAGCUGCGAGCUGCCGUGUCGAGCAAAAGCAAACAGACUGAGGAUCGGACCAGCGACGCCGGAAUGGACGCGGAGCUGACGGUGUCGGUGAACGCGUCGCUCGACUCGGAUCGUCCGGAGACGGAGAAGGAGAGCGAGAGAGAGAGGGAGAGCGAGGCCGAGGCCGAGUCGCGACCGCGACCGAUCUGCAACGUGGCGAUCGAGCUGUCCUCGUACGCGACCCUCGACGACGUUCAAGUGUGCGUCGACGUUUCGAAACCGCUGCUCGUCACCGACGAUUUCUACGCUCUGCCGAGUCUCUGCGAGCGACACGUGGCCAAUGUUCGAGUGUACCUGGACGGGGACUGGCCAGCCUUCUCGCUAGACGUCUCGGUGACAGUGACCUAUCGAACGGACGCGGGUAUUCUGAGAGCGGUGCGAAAGACCAGCCAACUGCCUCUGAAGACCGUGCUGAGAAGUUGCCCUCCAGAGAGCACCGCCUCUUUCGUCACCGUCGUCAAGAGCGACGCUCCUCCGCUCGCCUUCACCCAGCUCUUUCCCGGUAGAACACGUGUUUUCUCUCUC
This is a messenger RNA of Frieseomelitta varia, 2162 nucleotides long. RefSeq names its product protein PTHB1 (gene BBS9). Gene Ontology annotation, cellular component: BBSome; membrane. Gene Ontology annotation, biological process: cilium assembly. The transcript has 8 exons. The annotation marks the transcript as partial. The record is from RefSeq and is a predicted model, not a curated record. Lineage: Eukaryota; Metazoa; Arthropoda; Insecta; Hymenoptera; Apidae.